AUGGACGAACAAUCCAGUCAUUCACAAAUGAAAUUUAAAGGAUCUACUUCCAAAACAUUUUUUGAAGAUGAAGUAGUCAAACAAAUAGAGUUGCAAUAUGAAUGUACUAGAAAUUUAAAAGAUCAACAACAAAAUAUCAAUGAAACAUCAAAUCAAACCAAAACUACUACUCCUCAGAUAUUAUGUAAUGUAACGAAAAACAUUUAUCAAAAUACCAUUGAAGAAUAUUACAAAAGAAGACCCUUUAAAUUAUUAAAGUCCGAGAAAUUCUUUAAAUUAACUCCCGACGAGAUGAAUGCUAAAUUUGAUAUUCAUUUACAAACUGGCAACGAUCUGUUUCAUAAUAAUUUAGUUAAUUUUGAAGACUUUUUCCCAUUUCCUUCUCCUCAUAAAUUGAUAGACUCUCUUUUUGAUGAAAUUAAUAUUGAAUCAUUGCGCACUCGGAAUUUCAAUUUUGGUCCUCGUGAUGAUAAUUCCACUUGGUCGAACUUUGAUAAGGCUCAAUUCGAUGACACAGUAUUUAAUGGGGAUAAAAAAUAA
Molecule: messenger RNA, 540 nt
Organism: Naegleria lovaniensis
Lineage: Eukaryota; Heterolobosea; Eutetramitea; Acrasida; Naegleriidae
Exons: 1
Coding region: 1-540 (179 amino acids)
Source: RefSeq, a predicted model, not a curated record